Hemiscyllium ocellatum (epaulette shark) is the source of this 862-nucleotide messenger RNA. Its product is annotated as zinc finger MYND domain-containing protein 15-like. The record is from RefSeq and is a predicted model, not a curated record. Lineage: Eukaryota; Metazoa; Chordata; Chondrichthyes; Orectolobiformes; Hemiscylliidae. Gene Ontology annotation, molecular function: histone deacetylase binding. Gene Ontology annotation, biological process: negative regulation of DNA-templated transcription. The transcript has 3 exons. Bases 1 to 726 code for a protein of 241 amino acids.
AUGGAGUUUGUGACGGGAUACAGGGACCAGUUGAUUGAUUUUUCCGAGCUGAUGUUCCACUGGUACCGGAAGUACGUGUUGGAGAGGGGGCAGGGAGCUGGUGAGACGGAGGUGUGGAGGAGGGGGAAGGAGGCUGCUGUGCGGAGGCUGCCAUCUGGAACAUCGGCCUGGACGCUGCACGUGAUCCGGAAUUCCGGGAUGGCGCUGAGCGUGCAGAAUCCUGCCCAGCAGAUCCUGGAGCGGUUCUACAACGAUGAGGUUCUCACCCUGAGGGAUCUGUGCAAAUACAUCAGCUUCAUUAACCUGGAUGACGAGGAGGAAGACGGGGAGGAGGAGAUGGGCACGCAGCACGAUCACUUUAUCCACAUCGAUUACCUCCUCCUGCUGACCGACCAGGACGGCUUCGCCAUGGGGCUGGACUUCACGCUGACCAGGGGUGAUGCCCUCACAGCCGAACAGCUGGCCAUGAAGGCAUACGACCUCCUGUGCCAGGGGAUCACUGUACCCAUGUACGGCUGUGAGGCACAUCGUCCGCGACAGCUCACCCUCGGAGAUGAGGGCAUCCAGAGGUUCCUGAAGGCCAUGAUCUUGAAGUUAGGAAUACGCAGCACCAGGGUGGUGUAUGAGUGCAGUGCUCCCAGAGACUUCACCUUCCGCUCGAGCCCGGUCAAAGCCUGCCACGUGUGUAAGAAGCAUAGCUUUGAGACCGAGGUGACUGCAUGGUAAGGCAAGACAGGGAGAGGUUCCGGAGCUGGGGUACCGAGCGAGGAAACCCGCAACUCCACUGGAAACUCUUCAAUGGCCAGGGUUCCACCAAACGCCCUGGAAUAUCUCAGGACCCAGCACUGCAGCAAUGAAGGCC